CAGUGCGUCAAAAUUUAUCGUCUACUGCCCAAAAAUAUGUUAAAUACUUUGGGCUCUGUCGGUAUAAAAGACAUGUGCGGUGAAGAACUAAAGAGACAUCAGGGUGACUUAAAAGUGUUAGAUCAACCGCGACUUUCUGGUUUAUGCGAUAACUUGGGUGGUUCUUUAAGUGGUCCGUUGAGCAACAGUAGUUCCAACGAUGGCGACAAACCUUCGAAGCAAAAGAGACAUCGGACCAGAUUCACGCCGGCACAACUCAACGAGCUGGAACGGUGCUUUUCGAAAACGCACUAUCCAGAUAUUUUUAUGAGAGAAGAAAUCGCCAUGAGGAUAGGGUUAACGGAAUCUCGUGUUCAAGUGUGGUUUCAAAACAGAAGGGCCAAAUGGAAGAAGCGUAAGAAGACCACCAACGUGUUCAGAACGCCUGGAGCAUUACUACCUUCCCAUGGUCUGCCACCAUUCGGAGCCAUGGGUGACAGUUUGUGUAGCUCCACUAUGUUUGGGGCGUCGGAUUCUAGAUGGGGCGUAGCUGGAAUGACAACAGGUCUUUCACAGCUAGGUCAAGGAGUAGCAACUUGUGGUUUUGGUCAAACGUUAGGACAACUUAAUCAAACUUCUAGCUUAGGUUCAACUUUACCCAUAACUAGCUCAGCGGCUAGUACCGUAUAUCAAGCUCAUUAUGGACUUAAUUCUUUAGGUGAUAGCAUGAUGACGUACUGUAAUAACGGCGGCGGCGGCGGGGGAACGAAUGCAGGAGGCGGCGGCGGAGGCGGCUCUCCACCCCCUCAGAUACCGUGUUCGAACGCCAACGUCACUCCGCCAGUGUCAUCAGGCACCUCCCCUAGCGGCGGGGAGCAAGAAGAGGACGUGUGGCGUGGCCAUAGCAUCGCGGCGCUUCGACGUCGAGCUUCAGAACUUAAUGCCGCUAUCCCUUCUUACCUACAAAUCAACUAUGACACACACAAUAAUGCAUCCGUUUAUUAAAUUUUAACAUUUUAUAUAAGGAGGGAUGUUAUGUUUAUUUUUUUUUUCUUGUUUUGUUUGUUAGUUUGAAAUGAAACACUUGGAUAUUGAAUAUUUGUUUGUAUAUUGUGUAUUUAUAUGUAAAACUACAAGAGUAUAAUCAAUCGUUUGUCUCUGGUAUUUGUAUUAGUUGGGACACAUAGGGGUUAUUUAACUUUUUGGUAGAGUCGCUUUCAUAAUAUUUUCACAAAUUGUAACAAUAUAUUGUGCCAUAAAUAGUUUCUUAUUCUAAGGGCCGGUAUUUCAAUGUCGCCUUAAGGUACAGAAUAACGUUAAGUCAUCCUUAAUACAAGUUUCACCAACUGAUCUCAAAAAUAAAUGGAUAAACAAAGAACGCUUCUAAUGCUGCUAAUUUACGAGGUCAAAAUCUAAACAAAAACAACUGACUGGGACAGCUGUGAGCGUGCGCAGUAGAUACAUGUAUUGUGUGUACACAAAAUCUGGCCAAUGAAAAUGAAGGAAUUUCAAAAUUUAGAACAGUUGUUCGAAUGAUAAGACACUGCGCAGGCGUUAGGCUGUUCCGGUGCAUAACUGUUCGUAGAAUAGUGACCCCAAAUUUUCGCACAAAUUUUGCCAAUCAAGCCUUAUGAAUUGUUUAUCCAUUUAUUUUUUAGAUCAGUGGUUUCACCGUAUACUUAUCAAAGUUUCCUUAAUUCAAGGUGAAUCUUAAGCAACCUGAAUGAAAUGAUUUCAAGUUUCCCUUAACGAUAAGGUUACCUUAGGUAAGUCUCGAUUUUAAGGUAACAUUGAAAUAGCGGCCCUAAUUCUCAUUAUAAGUACAAUAUAUCUAUUAAUUUUCUUAAUCCAAUAUCAGCUUCCUAAUUUUGUGCAUAACUAUGCAGGGUAUGACA
Messenger RNA from Ceutorhynchus assimilis (cabbage seed weevil), 1874 nucleotides. Lineage: Eukaryota; Metazoa; Arthropoda; Insecta; Coleoptera; Curculionidae. The record is from the annotation of a GenBank genome assembly.